Phragmites australis (common reed) is the source of this 2025-nucleotide messenger RNA. Its product is annotated as cysteine desulfurase, mitochondrial-like. Gene Ontology annotation, biological process: [2Fe-2S] cluster assembly. Gene Ontology annotation, molecular function: cysteine desulfurase activity; pyridoxal phosphate binding. The transcript is spliced from 3 exons. The record is from RefSeq and is a predicted model, not a curated record. Gene Ontology annotation, cellular component: cytosol; mitochondrion. Bases 158 to 1507 code for a protein of 449 amino acids. NCBI's taxonomy places the organism in Eukaryota, Viridiplantae, Streptophyta, Magnoliopsida, Poales, Poaceae.
CCGCAUCGUAUCGUAUUGUCGUGCCUAUCCCCUCUCGUCCCACCGCAACCCCACCUCCUGCCUCGUCCCCGCAAGCCCAGCGGCGGCGCAGCGCCUCCCCAACCCUCCCCUGAACCCUACCCACCUCUCUCGCCCCCCCCCCCCCCCCACCCCACACAUGGCCCUCUCCCGCCGCCUCCUCCCCCUCUUCCUCCGCCGCGGCGUUGCCCGCGCCCCCGCCCGCGCGCUCUCCACGGCCGCGGCCCCUGCCGAGUUGCUGGAGGAGGAGUCCAUCACGGUCAAGGGCGUGCGCAUCUCGGGGCGGCCGCUGUACAUGGACAUGCAGGCGACGACGCCCGUGGACCCGCGCGUCCUCGACGCCAUGCUCCCCUUCUACCUUUCCCGCUACGGGAACCCGCACUCCCGCACCCACCUCUACGGCUGGGAGUCCGACGCCGCCGUGGAGUCCGCCCGCGCCCACGUUGCCGCCCUCGUCGGCGCCGACCCGCGCGAGAUCUUCUUCACCUCUGGCGCCACCGAGUGCAACAACAUCGCCGUCAAGGGCGUCAUGCGCUUCUACCGCGACCGCCGCCGCCACGUCAUCACCACGCAGACCGAGCACAAGUGCGUGCUCGACUCCUGCAGGUACCUCCAGCAGGAGGGGUUCGAGGUCACCUACCUCCCCGUCCGCGCCGACGGGCUCGUCGACCUCGCGCAGCUCGAGGACGCCAUCCGACCCGACACCGGGCUCGUCUCCGUCAUGGCCGUCAACAACGAGAUCGGCGUCGUGCAGCCGCUCGAGGAGAUUGGGCGCAUUUGCAAAGAGAAGGGCGUGCCGUUCCACACUGAUGCCGCGCAGGCGCUUGGGAAGAUCCCGAUUGAUGUCAACAGGAUGGGGAUUGGGCUCAUGUCGCUGUCAGCGCACAAGAUUUACGGGCCCAAGGGUGUGGGGGCGCUCUACCUUCGCCGCCGCCCCCGCAUCCGGGUGGAGCCGCAGAUGAGUGGUGGCGGGCAGGAGCGUGGCAUCCGCAGUGGGACGGUGCCCACGCCGCUUGUUGUUGGAUUUGGUGCCGCAUGUGAGAUUGCAGCUCAAGAGAUGGACUAUGAUCACAGGCGUGCCACUGCUCUGCAGCAGCGUCUUCUCGAUGGCAUCCGUGCACAGGUCGAUGAUGUUGUCAUCAAUGGAAGCAUGGAGCACCGUUACCCAGGGAACCUGAACUUGUCAUUUGCAUAUGUCGAGGGGGAGAGCUUGCUGAUGGGGCUGAAGGAGGUGGCUGUGUCGAGUGGUAGUGCCUGCACCAGUGCCAGCUUGGAACCCUCAUAUGUGCUGCGGGCUCUGGGGGUGGAGGAGGACAUGGCACACACCUCUAUUCGCUUUGGCAUUGGACGCUUCACCACCGAGGAAGAGGUAGACAGAGCAACUGAGCUCACUACGCAUCAGGUGAAGAAGCUCCGUGACAUGAGCCCACUCUAUGAGAUGGCCAAGGCUGGCAUUGACCUCAAGAGCAUCGAGUGGUCACAGCACUGAGGCAGCUUUCAUGACAAUCAGUCACUCAAAGUGCUUUAGAUAUACACGGAUCACAUACAUAGGCUUUGUCUGGUACUGGUGAAGACAUUCCUCUGCGUGGAAUCAACAUAAUCUAUUGCGACUAUCAGUUUGUUUUAUACAAAGAAUGCUCCAUUCAGCUCUCAGACGAGGGCUGAAAUGUGUUCCGGAGGGUUUGCUAUGUUUUUUUAAGAUGGAUAUCUGGACCUUCACACAUUCUCGCUGCACCAUUUCCUUGUCACACAUUCUCGUCGUCAGGUCAUCCCAUACCAAGAUUUGGUGGCUGGACAGAUUAUCCACCACGUUUCUUACGAAGAGGUGUUGGACGCGACGGACAAUUUUUUGGAGAGGUUGCUCGGUGACCGAGGUGUUAGUAUGGUGUUAGACAAUUUUUUAGGCAUCCUGAAGCUGUAAAAAAAUGAAACUAGAGCCAGACAGACAGUUCCGAGUUUGUACAGUGGGAGUCUUGAAAUCAUGAGGCAUAGAAACCUUGUGCAGCU